AUGGUUUAUUCAUCAAAAGAUGAUAUACCAUUAGAUAAUAUAAAAGAUGUUAUAUUUAAUAAUGCAGAAAAAAAAAAUAUAAAUUUCGAUAAAAGAAGGAGUUGUGAUUAUGAAUAUGAUGAGGAAGAAAAUGAUAAAAUAAUAAAUGACGAAAGAAUUAUGAAUGCGGGGGAGAAAAAAAAAUAUAUGUCAAAUAUUGAAGGGAAAGAAAAAAAUAAUUUAAACGAUUCUAAUAUUUUAGAUAAAGGAAGAAGUAGAAGUUCUUCAAGUAAUGUUUUUAAAAAUAUUUAUAAAGAAAACAAUAGAAAAAAAAAUUAUGAUAUAAAAGACAAAGAAGAAAGCAAUAAUAUCAUAAAAGAAAAGGAUUAUUAUGUUAUAGAUAAACAGAUGAAUAUUUCGAAUACACAUAAAAUAGAUGUAGAAAAUGAAAAGAUAAAAAAUAUUCAUCUUAGUAUGAAUAAUGAAGAAAGUAAUAUUGAUGAUGAAAAUAAAAAAGAAAAUAUAUUUGAUAUAAAGAAGAGUAUAUCUUCAUAUGGUAAUAUAAAAAAUACAAGUGAUAGUUAUAAAAAAGGUUCUGUUAAUAAAAGUGAAACAGAAAAGAAGGACAUGAAUACUAUAUGUGAUGAUAAUAAUUAUGUAUGGGAUAAAAAUGAUGAAAAUAUGAUGUAUGAAAAAAAUCAUAUUAAUAAUAAUGUAAAGAACAAUGAUAAUAAUAUGUAUUAUGAAAACGAUGAGAAGUCUUAUAAAAGGGAAUAUAUUUCAACAGAUGAGCAUAUCAAAGUUGAUAAGAAAAUAGUAGAGAUAAAAGAUGAAAAGAAAGAACAAAAAAAACCUUCUAUUUUAAAUAAAGAAGAAAAUGGAAAAAAAAAUAAAGAUCAUGUAAUACAUAACGUUGAAGAGGCACCUGGAUAUGAAUACAGUCAUAAUAUUAUUUACCAUGAAUUAUAUGUAGAGUUGUUACAUGUAAAUAAAAAUUUACAGAACGAGAUUAAAAAUUUAAAAAAGAUUAUUGAAAUGCAGAAAAUUUUAAUUAAAAGUAAAGAAGAAGUUUUUCUAGAUCAUUUAAAUGAAAAAAAUAAAAUGAGUAAUAAAAAAUUGAUGAAUCAUAACUAUUUCUUAAAUUUCUUUAAUAAAAAAAAAAAGAAAAGUAAGGAAUACAAAACGUCUUUUAAAGAGGAAUAUGAAGAAGAGGAAGAUGAUGAAGAUAUAGGAUAUGUAGUUGAUAGAAAGAAGCAAACAUAUUUCGAUGUAAAUAAAAAUUACCAUGGAGGAAAAAGGGAACUAGAAGAAGAAAUUCAUAAUGUUUCUGAAGAACAUUUUGAUAAGAAAGGUUCUUAUUUAGAAUGUGAAAAAAUAUAUAAUGAUGAUGAAGAUAUGUUUGAAUAUGAUAUGGAUGUAAUAUAUGAAAAAGAGGAAAAUAAAAAUAACAAAUAUAUAAAAUUACCAUCUAUUGAUAAUAAUGAUUUUUCAGAAAUGACUGAUAGGGAUAUCGAUUCAUUAUACGCAUAUAAUAAUAAUAAUAGGAACCAUAACAAGAACAAUAAUAAUAGUAAUAACAAUUGUAAUAACAAUUGUAAUAACAAUAGUAAUAUUAUUAAUAUUGAAAAGAAUGAUGUUUAUUUUUUUAAUGAUGAUAAAGAAGAAAGUAAUUAUUCAAGGAAAUAUGAAUUUGAACAGUCCAUGUUAUAUAAUAUUGAAGUAGAAGAUGAAUCUUGUAAUAAUUCUAUGACUAUACAAGAAAUUACAUGUUUAACAUUUUGGUAUGAAGAAAUAUUACCUUUAGUAAAUAAUGACAAAAAAAAGAAUUUAUUAAUUAAUAGAAUGAUAACAAAUUAUAUGCCCAAUUCAAUAAAAGGAUAUUUUUGGGAAAUGUGUAUUAAAAAUAAAUUAAAUCUUACUGAAUAUUUUGUUCAAAUAUUAAUAAAAAAUACGAAUUUUAUACAAGCAUAUGUAUAUACUAAUAAUAGACAAUAUCAUAAUCAUGUUUCUAGAUAUUUUAAAUCAUUAAUUGAAUUAAGAAAUAACAAUUUACAUAUAAAAGAGGAAACAACUGAAAAUGAUCAGGAUAUUGAACAAAAACAUCAUGAUAAUAAUAUAAUUUUUGAUAAUAAUAAAUUUCAUAUAAAUGGUGAACACGAUAAAUUUGAUGAACAAAAUGAUAAUAUGUUAUAUGAAACGCAAAAUAUGUUUGAUCAUAAAAAUAAGGACCCGUCAGAUAAUAAAAAGGAUAACCUUUAUGAUAAUAAAAAGGAUAAUCUUUAUGAUAAUAAAAAGGAUAACCUUUAUGAUAAUAAAAAGGAUAACCUUUAUGAUAAUAAAAAGGAUAAUCUUUAUGAUAAUAAAAAGGAUAACCUUUAUGAUAAUAAAAAGGAUAACCUUUAUGAUAAUAAAAAGGAUAACCUUUAUGAUAAUAAAAAGGAUAACCCUUAUGAUAAUAAAAAGGAUGAAAAUUUCUGUGAUGACAAAAAUGUUAUUAUUUAUGAUAAUAAUAAAGACAAAAUGAGUAAUAUGCCAAAUUCUAAUGCUAACAUAAACUUACUUCAAAAAUUUUCAGUACAAAAAUUUUUCUAUCAAAUAUUAAUAGAUUUAGAUAGAACUAUGUAUAUAAUAACAAAAAACAAGGAAUAUUUUGCAAAAUAUAAUAUUCAAACUGACAAUGUAUUGUCUUCUGUUAAUUUAUCGGAUAUGAAAAAAAAAUUAAAUACACUCUUACAAAUGUAUGUCCUUUUUAAGCCAGAACUAGGUUAUGUACAAGGCAUGUCAUAUAUCGCACUGGUGUUUUUAUUAUAUAGUAAUUUAGAAAAGGCAUUUGUCCAUUUUGCAAAUUUCAUGGAAAGGAAAGAUAUUUAUAAUUUAUAUAGUUUUAAUAAAGAAGAAAUAAAAAUUUAUAUUUAUACUAUUAAACAGAUUCUUACGAAAAGAAAUAUAGAAGUGUACAAAGAAAUUGUCAAACAUUAUAAUAUAGAUAAUAUUUUUAUUCAAUGGAUAUAUACAAUCUUUUUAACGUGUUUGCCCUUUAACAUUUAUAUAAGAUUGUUUGACAUAUAUACAUUUAAUGAAAAAAUAAUAUACGAGGUUAUUAUUUGCAUAUUCACCUAUUUUAAUAAAUACCAUCCAACUGAUAAUGUUGAUAUUAUUAUAAAAGAUUUAUCAUCCUUUGCUUUUAAUUCCUACAUUAAGGAGGAAAAAUUUUGGAAUUUGUUAAAAAAAAUUAAAAUAAAAAAAAGGAAAAUCUUAUACUAUAAAGAUAAAUAUUUUAACAAAAUGAAUAGCAAAGAUGAUGAUUACAGCAUAGAAAAAUAA
This is a messenger RNA of Plasmodium reichenowi, 3303 nucleotides long. Its product is annotated as GTPase-activating protein, putative. The transcript has 7 exons. Lineage: Eukaryota; Apicomplexa; Aconoidasida; Haemosporida; Plasmodiidae. Bases 1 to 3303 code for a protein of 1100 amino acids. The record is from RefSeq and is a predicted model, not a curated record.